AUGGAAAUGGGAAUGAUUGAAGAGAGGAGGCGCAGCUCUUCCAACAGUGGCAGUGAGGAAUCCACAAGAGAGACAUUCCAAUGGAGAAGCUAUUCAAGGGAAAAUUUCCAGAGUAGAGUAUUUGAUAGUGCUUGUGGUUCACCGCAUUCACAAAACCGUCAAUAUGGCACACAAUGCAAUUACAAGGACACGGGAUACCGAACAAAUAAGUUUUUAAGUGAUAUUCCAAAGUUUGUAAAGAUUGUGGAAGUUGGGCCAAGGGAUGGAUUGCAAAAUGAGAAGAAUAUUGUACCUACAGCUGUAAAGAUUGAAUUGAUCCAAAGAUUGGUUUCUUCUGGUCUGCCUGUUGUCGAGGCUACAAGCUUUGUUUCACCAAAAUGGGUACCACAGCUAGCAGAUGCAAAGGAUGUGAUGGAAGCAAUUCAAAAUGUGGACGGUGUCAGAUUUCCUGUGUUAACUCCCAAUCUUAAAGGUUUUGAAGCGGCAGUAGCAGCUGGUGCAAAGGAAGUCGCCGUAUUUGCAUCUGCUUCAGAGUCCUUUUCUAGAUCAAACAUUAAUUGUAGCAUUGAAGAGAGCCUCACUCGUUACCGUGAUGUUGCUCUUGCUGCCAGAAAGCUCUCUAUUCCUGUUCGUGGGUAUGUAUCAUGUGUUGCGGGCUGUCCUGUUGAAGGAGCAGUGCUCCCAUCAAAAGUUUCAUAUGUUUCGAAAGCGCUUUAUGAUAUGGGCUGCUUUGAAAUCUCCCUUGGUGAUACAAUUGGAGUGGGUACUCCAGGCACCAUUGUUCCAAUGCUUGAAGCUGUGAUGGCUGUUGUCCCCAUUGAGAAGCUUGCUGUACAUUUCCAUGACACAUAUGGGCAAUCUCUUUCAAAUAUUCUUGUUUCCCUCCAAAUGGGAAUCAGCACCGUGGACUCGUCUGUUUCUGGCCUUGGAGGGUGCCCAUAUGCCAAGGGUGCCUCUGGCAAUGUGGCUACUGAGGAUGUCGUGUAUAUGCUCCAUGGGCUCAGUGUAAAGACCAAUGUGGAUCUUGGCAAGCUCAUGUCGGCUGGAGACUUCAUUUGCAAGCAUUCGGGACGUCAGUCGGAUUCAAAAACAGCCAUUGCUUUGAGCUAUGGCGAAUGCAUCCAAGUUAAAACGGUAAUGUUAUUGGAUAAUCCUUCAUCUAGUAAUAGACUCUGGAAAUAAAGAAAUAUCAAUGAUCUUCGCAGAAAGUAUUGCUGGGUGUGGAAAUCUCCAAAACAUGUUACAAUAAUGCAAAAAAAAAAAAAAAAAAAAAAAAAAGGAGGAAAUUUGCAUUCCAACAGGUUGUGCUCAGCCAAAAAGUUUUUGCAGUACUGUUCAGGAUUUGAGCUUGUACAAGCUGGGCUAGUGGGGACCAGGGUUCUGUGAUACAAACCAAUGUAUUCAAACCCGGACCGGGCCUCGAUAUGUUUACGUGGGCCGUUCAGUCAAGAGGUAGACCGACUGGUUCAGCCCAUGGCAUUAGCUAUAAAUAGAUGAUAGGAAUUAAGCAACUAAAAUCUAGCACACUUGAUAGUUUGCUUGGUUUGUAUAGCCAACAAGUCCAAAUUGACCAGAUUUUGAAUAUUUUCUUGCCUGAAGCAGGUGUAGGUAACCUGAGUGGUUCACGUGGCCGGUUCCAGCCCAACGUACUAUCAGCUUUUAGGGUGUGUUUAGAUUAUUGAAAACCAUAGUAACAUAAGAGUAAAACUCACAUUAUUAUUGUUUUC
This is a messenger RNA of Magnolia sinica, 1727 nucleotides long. RefSeq lists its product as uncharacterized. The transcript is spliced from 9 exons. The record is from RefSeq and is a predicted model, not a curated record. NCBI's taxonomy places the organism in Eukaryota, Viridiplantae, Streptophyta, Magnoliopsida, Magnoliales, Magnoliaceae. The coding region runs from base 1 to 1182 and encodes 393 amino acids. Gene Ontology annotation, molecular function: hydroxymethylglutaryl-CoA lyase activity. Gene Ontology annotation, biological process: L-leucine catabolic process; ketone body biosynthetic process.